AUGGCAAGAAAUGCCCAAGUCUCUUCCAGUAAACAACCUAAACGUAAAUUGGCAACAACAAAAAAGUUGCCAAGGCGUAGUAAUUUAUCAAGCAGUGGUAAGAGAAGAUCUAAACCUGGCGAUCCAGUGGCACCUGCUAAACCCAGGAGGUAUCGACCUGGAACAGUAGCUUUACGCGAAAUCCGACAGUAUCAAAAGUCUACUAAUCUCCUUUUAAGAAAAUUACCAUUUUCACGUGUGGUUAGAGAAAUUGCUAUAGAACUUAUGGAGCCAGAUGCUACUGUAGGUUAUCGAUGGCAAUCAUCUGCAAUUUUGGCCCUUCAAGAAGAUAGUCAAGAAUGUGGAAGAAUAUACAAAACUAGUUCUUCAACUAGUAAUCUUAUUAGAUAUUUAAGUGCUGAAUAUGGUGUAACAAAAUCUGAUCAAAAUUCUAAAAAGGCUCAAAAAUCCACUCUACUUCAUAAUGAAAAACAACAAAAAGAACUACAAGAAUUACUUGUUAAUUGGCUUAUAACAAAUUCAUAUCCUUUGAUUAUUAUUCAAGAUAAAGCCUUCUGUCGAUUUGUGAAUAAACUUGAUCUAGCAUUUUUAAUUCCUGAU
This is a messenger RNA of Scutellospora calospora, 600 nucleotides long. NCBI's taxonomy places the organism in Eukaryota, Fungi, Glomeromycota, Glomeromycetes, Diversisporales, Gigasporaceae. The record is from the annotation of a GenBank genome assembly.